Molecule: messenger RNA, 1346 nt
Organism: Suncus etruscus (white-toothed pygmy shrew)
Lineage: Eukaryota; Metazoa; Chordata; Mammalia; Eulipotyphla; Soricidae
Gene: GLA
Product: galactosidase alpha
Exons: 7
Coding region: 75-1346 (423 amino acids)
Biological process (GO): oligosaccharide metabolic process; glycoside catabolic process; glycosylceramide catabolic process
Cellular component (GO): cytoplasm
Molecular function (GO): alpha-galactosidase activity
Source: RefSeq, a predicted model, not a curated record
CUUUACAUUUCAAAAUAAAAGGGCCAGCUCUCUCUUUUUCCUGCGCCCGUCUCUCCUGUCACUUGAACCUCACGAUGAGGCCAGAGCGUGGAGGGGCGAAGCGGCUCUGUGUUCCCGCGCUGCGCCUGGCCGCUCUGGUCCUCUGGGGCGUCUUGAGCGCCGGGGCCCUGAACAAUGGCUUGGCGAAGACCCCGACCAUGGGCUGGCUGCACUGGGAGCGGUUCAUGUGCAACGUAAACUGUCGAGAACAGCCCGAUGCCUGUAUCAGUGAGGAACUCUUCAUGAAGAUGGCAGAUGUCAUGGUCUCAGAUGGCUGGAAGGAUGCUGGUUAUGAGUACCUCUGCAUUGAUGACUGUUGGAUGGCGCCUAGAAGAGAUUCAAAUGGCAGACUUCAGGCAGACCCUGUCCGCUUUCCUGGUGGGAUUCCCCGCCUGGCUGAUUAUGUCCAUAGCAAAGGACUGAAGCUAGGGAUUUAUGCCGAUGUUGGAAAUAAGACCUGUGCAGGCUACCCUGGGAGCUUUGGAUUCUAUGACAUUGAUGCCCAGACCUUUGCUAACUGGGGAGUAGAUCUGCUCAAAUUUGAUGGUUGUUACUGUGACAGUGUGGAUCAUUUAAUAGAUGGUUAUAAGUACAUGUCCCUGGCCCUAAACAAAACUGGCAGAAGUAUCGUGUACUCCUGCGAAUGGCCCCUUUAUGUGUGGCCCUUUCGUAAGCCUAAUUACAAAGAAAUUCAACAGUAUUGCAAUCACUGGAGAAAUUUUGCUGACGUUUAUGAUUCUUGGCAAAGUAUAAAGAAAAUCUUGGACUGGACAUCUUCUAACCAGGAGGAGAUCAUUGGUGUUGCAGGGCCAGGGGCUUGGAAUGAUCCAGAUAUGUUAGUGAUUGGCAACUUUGGACUUAGCUGGGACCAGCAGAUAACUCAGAUGGCUUUGUGGGCUAUCAUGGCAGCUCCGUUACUCAUGUCCAAUGACCUUCGAAACAUCAGCCCUCAAGCCAGAGCCCUCCUUCAGAAUAAGGAUGUAAUAGCCAUCAACCAAGACCCAUUGGGGAAGCAGGGAUACCAGCUAAGAAAGGAAAACAACAUUCAGGUCUGGGAACGUCCUCUCUCAAACUUAGCCUGGGCUCUGGCUAUGGUAAACCAACAGGAAAUGGGUGGACCUCAACUUUAUGGAAUCUCUGUUGAUUCCCUCGGCAAAGGAGUGGCCUGUAAUCCUAGCUGCUCCAUCACACAAAUCCUCCCUGUGAAGAGAAAGCUUGGAAUCUUUGCAUGGACUUCAUCGUUAAAAGCUGAAAUAAAUCCCACAGGCACUGUUUUGUUCUUGCUAGAAAUCACACAGAAAACUUAA